Messenger RNA from Emys orbicularis (European pond turtle), 1053 nucleotides. Its product is annotated as leukocyte immunoglobulin-like receptor subfamily B member 2. Bases 1 to 1053 code for a protein of 350 amino acids. The transcript is spliced from 9 exons. The record is from RefSeq and is a predicted model, not a curated record. Lineage: Eukaryota; Metazoa; Chordata; Testudines; Emydidae.
AUGACGGAUGGACUGAAUUGGGGGCGUGAAUUUCUCAAACCCACCAUCUGGGUGAGCCCCAGCAGGGUGGUGGCGCUCGGGGGAAGCGUCACCAUCCGCUGUGCGGGUCGGUACCCGGGCACGGAGUUCUUUCUGCAUAAAGCUGGACACCCGAACCGGCAGGUGCGGUCGGUGCCUGAUGGGACCGUGGCUGAAUUUCCCAUCCCCAGUGUCGUCCGGGAAGAUGGAGGGAGCUACACCUGCGACUAUCGCUCCAUAACGGAACAGAGUCGCUCAUCGCAUCCCAGCGACCCCGUCGAGAUCAUUGUAGGAGAGCCCAGCUACCCCAAAUCCAACAUCUCCCUGAGCCCCAGCGGGGGGGUCUCCCUGGGGGGAGCUGUGAGCGUCUGGUGUCGGGGGCAGCGCCGGGGAAUGCGGUUCGUGCUGAAUAAAGAGCGACGUCAUUUCCAACCUGUGGAUUCGGACCGGUUGGAGGUUGUGUUUCCCAUUAGCAACGUGAGCCGGGAGGACGGCGGGAGCUACAGCUGCUCCUAUCACAGCAGAUCGAAGCCGUUCGCCGUGUCGUACCCCAGCGACCCCGUGAAGCUGGUGGUGAGAGGGGAAACUGACCUGGCCCAGCCUGGAGCGGUGCCGGCUCCCACCUGCCCGGGCAGUGCGGGGCCAGGCGGAUCGGAAUCGCCGGCACCUCCGGGUCUGACCAGCCCCAUCAUCAUCGGGGCGAGCGCGGCAGCCGCCGGCCUCCUCCUUCUCCUCGUGGCCUUCGUCUGCUUCAGAAAAAUCCGAGCCAGAAAAGGAGCCGCACCGAGACCGAGCAGCCCCUUGGGGGUGUUGAAGACCCCAGCUCAGCAAGACGCCAUCUACGCCUCCAUCGAUGAAGGGAAAGAGCCGCAGACCCUGGAGCCCAACCCCGGUGCCGAGGGACUCACCUACGCCGAGCUGGACUGUCAGGCGCUGCAGGCCAAGCCGGGGGGCCCGGCCCCUGCCCCUGCCCCUGAGCCUGUCCAGCCCAGCAUGUACGCCGCGAUCAACGUGAGCCAGGGGGCCCUGCAGUGA